Molecule: messenger RNA, 693 nt
Organism: Naegleria lovaniensis
Lineage: Eukaryota; Heterolobosea; Eutetramitea; Acrasida; Naegleriidae
Exons: 1
Coding region: 1-693 (230 amino acids)
Source: RefSeq, a predicted model, not a curated record
AUGCCAAAGAAAUCAUCAAAAUCCUCCGAAGACACAGAUUACACAGAACCAUCAUCCCGAAAAUCCAACACUAAAUCGAAAGGCAUUCAAAAACAACACAAAAUGAAAAAAGCUGUCAAAUCCCUUGUUGAAACCUUCCAUGCCAAAACUCAAUCCGAAUGGCGAGAAUGGCUCACCACUCAUUCCCAAACCAAAAACAACAUUUGGCUUCUCUUUUACAAAAAAGAUUCAGGCACGCCAUGCAUCACUUACGAACAAGCGUUGGAUGAAGCCCUCUGCUUUGGUUGGAUCGACAGUACAGUUCGAAAGGUGGAUGAACAGUGUCGAAUGCAAUACUUUUCGAAACGACGUGGCUCCCAAAGCAAAUGGAGUAACAAGAAUAAGAAUCGUGUCGCAGAACUCAUUCGAGAAGGAAAAAUGACUCCGCACGGGUUGGCAGCCAUCGAAUUGGCCAAAGAAAAUGGCAUGUGGGAUUUACAUACAGAUGCACAUAAUUUAGUGUGUCCACAAGAUUUACUGGAUGCAUUCGAAGAAGAGGGUGAAAAUGCAAAAUCGAAUUUUGAAGCAUUUCCACCGUAUGUGAGAAGAGGAAUUUUGAGUUGGCUUUGUGAAGCGAAACGGCAAGAAACGAGAGAGAAGAGAAUUCGAGAAAUUGCUGAAAAAGCAGAACGAAAUGAACGAGCGAAAUUGUAA